AUGAAAGUAUAGCUAAGAAUGUAAGAAUAUUCUGAAAUUUUUUAGAGCUAAUUAAUAAGUGAAUAAACAAUUCAGAUUUAGUUCUUUAAUAACUUCAUUGUAAUACUUUACAUUUAAUAAAACAAAUACAAUUGGAGUAAUCGAAUUAUUGGAAAGUAAUUAGUUUAAAAUAUUGACUUUAGUUAACAAGAUUUUAAUGUAAUUAGAAGUAGAGAAUUGGAUUCGAAAAGGGAAUCAAAUUUGA
This is a messenger RNA of Paramecium primaurelia, 244 nucleotides long. Lineage: Eukaryota; Ciliophora; Oligohymenophorea; Peniculida; Parameciidae. The record is from the annotation of a GenBank genome assembly.